This is a messenger RNA of Plectropomus leopardus (leopard coralgrouper), 4482 nucleotides long. RefSeq names its product WD repeat domain 6 (gene wdr6). Gene Ontology annotation, cellular component: cytoplasm. The record is from RefSeq and is a predicted model, not a curated record. Gene Ontology annotation, molecular function: protein binding. Lineage: Eukaryota; Metazoa; Chordata; Actinopteri; Perciformes; Serranidae. Gene Ontology annotation, biological process: tRNA methylation.
CUGGAUUCAAGCGGACCGUGGACACAAAUAAAGAUGUUUUAAUGCUGAAUUGAAACACAUUUAUGUUGCUUCAGAGGCUGUAUGCAUCGUUGAUAAUGUGUCCUCAAUGCAAGUUUAUCAAUCAUUAAGCGAUGGAGACAGCAGCUCUGGCGGCUCCAGUCACAGCUGCGGAGUUCCUCCAGGAUGCAUGUCUGCUGACAGGUGAGGGUCCAGUCUUGAUGGUGUACAGUAUCAAACCUCGCCCUAAAGCCUAUGCCACCCUGAGUGUGCUCCAAAACCACAGAAUCCACGGGAUAAGACCCAGAAGUCUGACGGCUGCCGCAGCAGAGAGCUCUGCCACGGGAACAUUUGGGAAGGAGAAAGAACUGAGCUCCACCUGGCAGCCCUACUUUUGUGAUCUCGCAGUGUUUGGAGGCAAGGCUGUGAGGCUGGUGAGGCUCCAUGUGGAUCUCCAGGAUGAAGAUUGUCUGCGCUUGGAGAUUCUGGGCCCCCUCAUGGAGCUGCAGGACUGGGCCCUGGAUGCCCGCUGGCUCUCUGGAGAUAAACACUCACUGCUCUGUGUGGCUGUAGCCCACAACAGUGCUCUCCUCCUGGACGUCACUACAGGAAACGCCCUGGUUCAGCGCUCCUGUCUGGAGGGGUGUCUGCUGUACUCUGCCCUCCUUCUUGUGCAUGAAUCCUGGACAGAUACCGUCGUAGUAGGAGGGACUGUUUUCAAUCAGUUGGUUCUCUGGAAGCCUGAAGGAGACAAAAGAGACGAUUCUACACACAAAGCUCCAGUCGAGAGACGUCUGCUUGGCCACAGUGGGGUCAUCUUCAGCAUCUCUUACCUCCAGGAGAAAGGAUGGCUGGCUUCAGCUUCUGAUGACCGCAGUGUGAGAGUCUGGGGUGUUGGUGCUUUAGGGGGCCCCAGAGGCGGAUGUGGGGACCUGAACCCGGCUUGUUUAAGGGUCCUAUAUGGACAUCAGGCGAGGGUAUUCUCGGUGUGUCUCUCCCCGGGGAAAGUGUUCAGUGCUGGGGAAGACGGAGCCUGUUUGGUGUGGGACUGGGCUGGAGGUGGCAAGGUGGUUCGGACAUUGAAGGGACACAGAGCAGGCGGGGUUCGUGCGCUCGCAGUCAGUGAGGGAACAGGAGAUGAAGAGAGAUGGGUGGCUACAGGAGGGGCAGACGGAGGGGUGAGGUUGUGGAGGGUGGAGGAGAGCGAGGAGAGAAAUGAGGAAACUGUGACAGAGAAGCUCACUGACCUGAAAUUUCCUGGUCAAGGCUUACCUAAAGUGGUUUGUCUAGCAGGGGAAGCGUGUGGAAAUUCAAGCUGGAGUCAGAGUAAGUUUGUGGUUUGCACUGACCACGGAACAGUGUACCAGUACAGCGAUGGGCAGUGGGAGAUGGUUUGGCAGGGGACUCCUGAGUUUCAGUCUUACUGUGUGAUGGAAACAACAACUGUCAGCGUGAAAGACUCAACAGCAAAAGUGAAUUUGUGUGCUGUGGGAAACCUCAGCGGGUCCUUACAGGUCUUCCCCAUCUCUCAUCCUCAGAGUGGGAUUCUUCUCACAGGUGGAUCAGGGAAGAUUCAUAGUCUCAUUUGGCAAGAGGCAGAGGAAGGCUCGUGUUUGCUAGCAUCGGACGCUGAAGGACUUGUCUAUCGCUGGUAUUUGGAGGUAGAAUUAGAUGAAGACUCUUCCUUUGCUCUCAGUGUGAAUCCCCUGCCUCCUUUCCUCCUUCCCCCCUGUGCCAAACGCUGGCUGACAGCUGCAGUGCGCCUCAACUCCAUGUCACAGGAGUCACUGUGGGUUUGCGGGGACAGGAGAGGCUCCCUGCUGUUGUUUCAGGAAAGAGGAAAUCAAAAAAUGGGAGAUGACAAAAGGGCGGAUGAAAGCUCGCUGACAGAUGAAUGGGCUGAGGAAAUGGGAAGCAGUGGAGACAGAGAAGAUAAAAUGAGAGAGGAGAGAAAAAUAAAAGAAGCUGGAAACCAAAUCCUGCAGCCACUGAGCUGCCUGUUUGGUGUGCAUGGAAAACAAGGUGUAACUUCAGUGUUUGAAUACCAGGGACUGCUCUACAGCACUGGCAGGGACGGCUGUGUCAGGGUCUUCAGAGUGCAUCCAACACCACAAGGAAAACUCGAAGAAAAGAGUGCAGAGAACAAAGGCGGGCUUCAGCUGGAGGUUCUCAGAGUCCAGCGGGCCUGUAAGGGGAUGGAGUGGCUGGAGAGGGUUUUGAUUCUUGAGCAUGACAUUUCUGCUGAGGAGGAGGAGGAGGAGGAAGAGCUCAGAGAGGAAUGUGAGAACCACUAUAAGACAAAGGAUUUUGUAGAAAAGCUGAAAGGAAAGCAGGAGGGCAGCUUUAGAGGAGAAAAGACAGAGAACAAGGGACGAGAAGCCAGGUUUGCCAUCGUUGGCUUUCAUGCUGUCCACUUUGUGGUUUGGGACCCAGUGAGGCAGGAGAGGCUGUUAGUGGUGCCUUGUGGUGGGGGGCAUCGCUCAUGGAGUCUCUGGCCGUCCCACAAAGGGGUUUGGCCCGGAUAUGGAGCUCUGGUCUUCAUUAAACAGGGGGCUGUCCUGGCUUCGCAGCCCCCUGGAGAAGCACAGAGCUGGGCUGGUAAUGCGGGACAGAGUGGAGGAUGGAGCCUGAGAGAGGGCGUCCAUGGGAGGGGGAUUGGAUGUGUAUGUAGGCUGGGGAUGAUAAGGGGAGUUAAGAAUGAGAUUCAAACAAACAGUACUGGAGAUUUGACUGAAACUGGGGGAAGCGAUAGGUUCAAAGAUGAUGUAAAGGAGAAGGAGGAGCACUGGGAGAUUGUGGUGACGGGAGGAGAGGACACCAGCUUAACAGUCCUGGCAAUAAAUCCCAACUCUGGCAGCAUCAAAGUUCUGUCAGUCAUUACCGACCACAUCUCAAGUGUUCGGACGGUGACAGCGGUGACACGACCAGAGGGAGCGAGCGAAAACCAGACACAGUCUCUCUCUGCCUUGCUGCUGUCAGCUGGAGGGCGAGCUCAGAUGCAGUGUUACCGACUGUUGGUCAGCUGGGACAUGCAGAGACUGCUUCCCUCCUGCCAGGUGAUCCAGGUGGCCGGUCACCGAUUGGACGAACAGUGGGAGAGGAGGCGGAACCGACACAAGACGGUGAAGGUGGAUCCAGAAACGAGAUACAUGUCUGUAGUGGCGGUGGAUGAGAAGACAGACUGUGUUCUUCUGGCUCUGGCCUGCAGCGACGGAGCUCUCAGAUUGUUCUCAGUCUGUGAAACUAAACAUCAGAUUGACCUGUUGUGGGAGACGUUUUACCACCAGCGCUGUGUGCUCAGUGUUGCAGCCUGCAGCCUGGAGGAUGAAAAGGGCAACAGGUAUAAGUUGCUGUUCAGUGCUGCAACAGAUGGCAGAAUUGCAGUGUGGGAUCUGACUGAUAACUCUUCCUUAUCGUCCGACACUUCGAGCAGCGCUUCACCUCCACCAAUCCUCUGCCUUGACAUUCACGCCCACCAGAGCGGCGUCAACUCAUUGGCUGUUUGGGAAGAGAAACUGGAACAACAAGAGGGCGGUUGCCUGGUAACUGUUGCUAGCGGAGGGGAUGAUGGGCAGCUGACAGUGUCCAUGAUAAGGGUGCAGUACCCAGAGGACGGAACGAUUGGGGGCAGCAGAGGCUUUUCUCAGAUUUCUGAGCCCCACAUUUCUCCACAAACCCAGUUCCAACCAUCAAACCAGCUUCAUCUCCAUCUUCAUUCCCAGUCCCACAUCCCACUCGCUCAUGCUGCCCCUCUGACCGCCCUUAAGCUCCUGAGCCCCGGCCUGGUGGUCUCCACUUCUGCAGAUCAGAGGGUUUGCCUGUGGAGGGUAGGCAGUACAGGUAUCAGCCACACGGGGGCGCUGUGCUCCCAUGUUGCAGAUGCUGCAGGACUCGCUGUGUGGGGCGGGCAGAUGAUGGAGGAGGAGGAGGGAGUUGAAAAAAGGAAAAUGAGGCUUGAGUCUGAACAGGAGAUAGUAAUUUCAGGAGGGAAAGAGAGUCAAACAGGAUUAAAAACAGUAUGUAAGACAGCAGCACAGUUCAAAAAGGAAAAGCAAACAGCUGAUGAAGCCGAGGGUGGAGGACCUGAUGAGGCCAUGAGCGAGACAGGCGACCCAGUUUAUCAAACCAGUGAUGAGAGGGGAGGAGAGACAGCUGGUGAAAGUAGAAAUCAAACAGAGACUGACAGCGUGGGUGAGACAGAGAGCGAAGUAAACACAGAGACGGGUGUCAAUGCUUCCACUGAGAGCAAGAGAGAAAAGACGGGAUGGGUGCUGGUCUGCGGUCAGGGCUUCCAGCUACUACGAGUCCAAAAUACUGAGAUGGAUGCAGAGAUGCGGGCUGCAGGAAGAAAGAAAGAGGAUGUGAAUCACAGAGUUAAAGUGACUUUGCAAGGAAAAGUGGAGUAGUGGUCCAAACAAUCACUUUCUCAGUGGACACAUUUACUUAUGAACAAUCUGUAAAAUUCCUUGAUUACAGCUGCAGGAA